AACCGACGAAAUUUUGUGGAGCCAAGCAGAAAUACUGACACGACUGCUAAAGUAGUGUGAAGUACAAGAACACACGACCUUCAGAGAGCCCGUGAUUGAAAUGCACCCUUCUUCCUGUGAUACUUUCGUGGCCCUGCCUCCUUCCACUCAGGGACAACGCGUCAUCUUUGGGAAAAACUCUGACAGACCCUGUGAUGAAGUCCAAGAGGUUGUGUUUUUCCCUGCAAAAGAUUGUGAUCCCGAUGAGAAGGUUGAGUGCACAUACGUAGAGAUUGAACAGGUUGCCCACACAUAUGCAGUUGUGCUGAGCAAACCAGCCUGGAUGUGGGGAGCUGAGAUGGGUGCAAAUGAGCAUCAAGUGUGUAUUGGAAAUGAAGCAGUGUGGGGCAGAGAGAACGCUAACUCUGAAGAGGCUCUGCUUGGCAUGGAUCUUGUCAGGCUUGGACUUGAGAGAGCUGAUACGGCUGAGAAAGCUGUGGAUGUUAUCACUGAGUUGUUGGAGAAAUAUGGUCAGGGAGGAUCAUGUAUGGAAGAUGAUUGUGGUUUCACCUACCACAACAGCUUCCUCAUCUCAGACAGGAAAGAGGCAUGGUUGCUGGAAACAUCAGGAAAGUACUGGGCAGCAGAGAGAGUGGAAGGGGGAUUUCGCAACAUCUCAAACCAGUAUGGCAUAACAACCAAGAUAGACAAGGAACACCCAGAAAUGAGGGAAUAUGCACAAAGCAAGGGCUGGUGGGACGUUAACACGGAGUUCAACUUUGCUACAGUCUACUCCUUUUUGACUACAGCCAGAAUAGAGUCUGCUGGGAGCCGAUACUGUGAGGGGAAGAAGUUGUUGGAGAAGAGCGGCGGUUGCAUGACUGCUGAGGCAAUGAUGGAUAUCCUGAGGGAUAAAGAAAGUGGCAUCAACAUGGAGGGCAUGUUCAUGACAACAGGAAGUAUGGUGUCUGUGAUACCCACAGACCCUGCUCUGCCAGGGGUUCACUAUUUCACAGCGACUCCAGACCCUGAAAGGUCAGUUUUCAAACCAUUCGUCUUUGUGAAAAACGCUCACCUGCUAAAGGAGACGACUUCCCCCAGUUUUGGUCCAGAUGAUCCAGUAAAAACUAAACCUCGCUUCCAGAGCAAACCUGACCGCAAACAUCAGUUGUUUGUGAAACAUGAGCUGGCAGCUGCCAUCAUCGAAUCCUACAAGGACAAGGGACAGAAGAUCACAGAAAUGAUGAGGCAGCUAGAGAGGGAGUUGAUACAUGAGAUGGAAAAGAUUCUUACGCAAGGCAUCGAGGAGCCCGAUGAUUUGGUGAACCUGUUUUCAAGCUCUGUCCAGAAGGAGAUGUCCACAUACAACAAAAGCUGAGGCCUGUGACUUCAUGGAAGCACACUACAUACCUGCAGUGCGUCAGCAGCAGGCUUUCGUUACAGCUAAUCUUUUACUAGGUACAGCAUAAACAUUCUUGUAUGAUAAACAAGUAAAUGUGAGCAAAGCUGAAGAUAACUGAUUUACAAAAUACAGCAGUCCAGCAUAACGGUCCCCGGAUCCCACUUUCAUAUUAUUUCAUGUUUAAAUCUUUUCAUUUACUGUUGACCAGAAAUGUUUUAAGAACAAAUUAAUCAUGAAAUGUGAUUUAAAGGUUGAGAAGCAAUUUUAUUUUCAAACAUGAAUGUUACAUAACAUGCAGGUUUUGACAGUGUGACACACACUGCAUUACAAUAAUUCCAUUACAAAACCAAAGACUUUCAACAAUCUCACUUACCAAAAAUUAAACUUUUGGUUUUAAAAGAACAACAAAAAUGAAUUAAUCUCAAUUUUCAAUAUAAUCUUUUCCAAAAAGG
This is a messenger RNA of Melanotaenia boesemani (Boeseman's rainbowfish), 1833 nucleotides long. It is a transcript of the gene scrn3, whose product is annotated as secernin 3. The transcript has 8 exons. NCBI's taxonomy places the organism in Eukaryota, Metazoa, Chordata, Actinopteri, Atheriniformes, Melanotaeniidae. The coding region runs from base 101 to 1357 and encodes 418 amino acids. Gene Ontology annotation, molecular function: cysteine-type exopeptidase activity; dipeptidase activity. The record is from RefSeq and is a predicted model, not a curated record. Gene Ontology annotation, biological process: proteolysis.